UAACUAUAUAUCCCCGGGCUUUAAAACUCACCCGUGUUCCAAGCGAUCGAAUGUCCUUGACUUUAAAAUUCAUCACCACAUUUUCAGGCAGUAAGUUCAUCUAAAUUUCAGUAGACCAUGUCCGGCCAACUGUUGAAACUUUCUGCUUCGGGUCGGCAGUCAAGUACCACCAGACUUCACACAAAUCGCAAGAUACUCCAGCUCAUGAAGUCCUGGUGGUAUCGCAGGCGCUUUGAUGGUUUCGAGAAAAAGGAGAUCCCGGCACGGCAGCCAAUUCCAAGGAUCCGCCGAAGUCGCUAUCCGGACGCAAAGGAAAAUCCGUUCCGUAGAAGUCCCGAAUGUCUGCCAGGAAGGGGAGAGGUCCUCGAGCCCACACGCAUUCAACCGCCGCGGAAUUCAAUGUGUUUCUCGGUAAUACGAUUCUUUGGAAGCUCCGCUUUUGAUGGAGGAUCCGGUGAACCACCGGAAGAUCGGGAGGGCAAGCUGAUUAAGUUCCCUGUGAGAUCUCGUUCAGAAAAACUUCAAAAGGGAAAGUUGAAUAUCUCGAAAACAGAACCGCUUGCCUUUGGCACAGAUACUUCUGCCGGGAAGGAAUCAUCUCAGUCAGAUCGUUUAUUGGGAUUGUCAGAAAAGUCUACGACCAAGGAGUUAACUCCAGAUACCCAAACACCUAAGGCUUUGGAUCAAUCGGGAAAAGAUGGGGAAGACGAUGAGCUCGAAAGUGUUUUACUCAAAUCCGUAACGGAGUCUAUCAACGCAUUUGAUGAGUCGAAUGAACCUUGGAAAUCGAAUGAUCCCCUAGGAAUUCAAUCCCAACCACCGGAACGUAGCCAAAGUGGAAGUAAACCACCAAGCAAACCCCCUUCAGGACCUAAAAACCCUUCGAAGCCGCCGACAAUUGGAAAGCCUCAUCCAUUAACCGUGAAUAAUGCCGGAGCGGGAGCUAAGCCUCCUAUGAAAACAGCAUCUGGAGGUAAAUCGCCCACUAAACCUCCUACAGGAAGUAAACCUCCCAGUAAACCGCCAGCGGGAAGUAAGCCACCUAGCAAACCUCCUACUGGAAGCAAACCUCCCAGUAAACCGCCUGCAGAAAGUAAACCUCCCAGUGAGGCGCCUACUGCCAGUACACCACCCACAGGAAGUAAGCCUCCGACUGGAAGUAAGCCUCCCACAGGAAGUAAGCCUCCCAGUAAACCUCCCACAGGAAGUAAGCCUCCCAGUAAACCGCCAGCAGGACCCAAACCACCAACUGCCGGCGAAUCGAAGAGAGGCGGAGCUGGAGGCAAGUCAGAAAAGGAUGCAGAUGGAACAAGAGUCAUAACCCUAAUGCCUGGCGAUGGCAUUGGGCCGGAGAUCUCGAUGGCGGUGAUCAAGGUGCUGGAGGCCGUGAAGGCACCUCUAAUCUUUGAGCCCGUGGACGUGACACCGGUGAAAAAUGCCGAGGGCCACACCACAGUGCCCGACCAGGUGAUCGAGAGCAUGAACCGGACGAAGGUGGGUCUGAAGGGUCCCCUGAUGACCCCGGUGGGCACUGGCUUCCGUUCGCUGAAUCUCACCCUUCGCCAGCUGUUCAACCUGUACGCCAACAUUCGACCUUGCAAAUCGCUACCUGGUGUGGAGACCAUUUACGGCGAUGUGGACAUCGUGACCAUUCGGGAGAACACCGAGGGCGAGUACUCGGGCAUCGAGCACACCCUGGUCGACGGGGUCGUCCAGAGCAUCAAGCUGAUCACGCGGCCGGCCUCGCUCCGGGUGGCCGAGUACGCUUUCCAGUAUGCCCUGGACAUGAAGCGGAAGAAGGUUACGGCCGUGGCCGAAUCGCAGGCCAUGCGAAUGUCCGACGGAUUGUUCCUGACGUGCGUCCGCGAAAUGGCCGCCAAGUACAAGAACAAAAUGGACAAGGCGGGUAUUGUUUAUGAGGAGUCGACGAUGACCACCCUCUGUCUGAAUAUCGUCCAGGAUCCCAAACGAUACGACAUGCUGGUGCUGCCCAAUCUGUAUGGCGAUAUCAUCUCGGACACUUGUGCCGGAUUGAUUGGCGGACUGGGUCUGACGCCCUCGGGCAAUGUGGGCACCAAUGGCGCCAUUUUCGAGUCGGUGCACGGAACUGCUCCGGAUAUAGCUGGCAAGGAUCUGGCCAAUCCCACGGCCCUGCUGCUGUCCACUGUGAUGAUGCUGCACUACAUCGGAAUGCACGAGCACGCGGACAACAUAGAGCAGGCUGUGCUGAAGACCAUCAAGGAGGACAACAUCCGCACCAUGGACUUGGGCGGCAAGGCCAAGUGCUCCGAGUACACCAAUGCGCUGAUCAACAACCUCAAGUGACCCAAAUCGAUCCUAUUGAACUUAUACUUAUGUCAUUGUUAAGCUCAAAUUGUCGUUUGAAUGCCCUUGAGGUAUUUUGUUUACAACUAAUUAAUAAUUACUUACAAACUUUUUAAGAA
Messenger RNA from Drosophila elegans, 2444 nucleotides. RefSeq names its product fibrous sheath CABYR-binding protein. Gene Ontology annotation, biological process: isocitrate metabolic process; tricarboxylic acid cycle. NCBI's taxonomy places the organism in Eukaryota, Metazoa, Arthropoda, Insecta, Diptera, Drosophilidae. The transcript has a single exon. The record is from RefSeq and is a predicted model, not a curated record. Gene Ontology annotation, molecular function: isocitrate dehydrogenase (NAD+) activity; magnesium ion binding; NAD binding. The coding region runs from base 118 to 2325 and encodes 735 amino acids. Gene Ontology annotation, cellular component: mitochondrion.